AUGGUGGAUACAGGCCGAGUCUCGACAGGCAAUGAAAAGAGGUCAAACAGGCCCCAGAAGUACAAGAACUCCUAUGCCUAUAAAAACAAGUCAACCAAAUCCCAAGAUAUCGAAAAGCUCCCAAUUAAAGGUCUCUGCAGGCACUGUAAAGACAUUAUCGAAUGGAGGCGAAGGUAUAACAAGUACAAGCCUCUAACGCAACCAAAGACAUGUCUUCAAUGCAGAAACAAGGCAAUCACCGAUGCAUACCACGUUAUUUGCAACAAGUGUGCUAACGAGGCCGGAGUUUGUGCUAAAUGUCGACUGUCUGAGACCGUGCUACCUGCGACCGUGAAGCUCCCAGAAGAACUAUUGAGCGAACAACAAUCACUCGAAGCUCUAUUGGCAAGUAUGAGUGAACGACACCGCCGCUCAUAUCUCAGGAAGAUGGAUAAGGGAGAUACGGAAGGUGCUGAAAAGAUAGUGGCGAAGGCUCAAGCUACUAACGCUGAUGACGAGGACGAUUUUGAUUUGGAGGACGACCUUGAAGAUGAAGAAGAUGAAGACGAGGAUGAUGACGAAGAAGCCGAAUCAGUAUCGAAACAUGUAAAGCAUCUUCAACUUGCUGACGAAGAUGUUGACGAACCUGAGCACUGA
Messenger RNA from Synchytrium microbalum, 636 nucleotides. RefSeq lists its product as uncharacterized. The transcript has 4 exons. The coding region runs from base 1 to 636 and encodes 211 amino acids. The record is from RefSeq and is a predicted model, not a curated record. NCBI's taxonomy places the organism in Eukaryota, Fungi, Chytridiomycota, Chytridiomycetes, Synchytriales, Synchytriaceae.